Funneliformis geosporum is the source of this 297-nucleotide messenger RNA. The record is from the annotation of a GenBank genome assembly. Lineage: Eukaryota; Fungi; Glomeromycota; Glomeromycetes; Glomerales; Glomeraceae.
AUGAGAUCUAUUGCAAAAAAUAAUUAUUAUUGUAAAUUAGUAGAAACGCUUAUUCAGGCGGAAAAAGAAUCAGUGACUAAUAUUAUAACUAGGAUUAAAGAUUAUAUCAGUCAGUCUGGCAUUGCUAAUAAUCUAAAUGUAGUGCAAUACUUAUUGAGAGGCAUACAUUGGCUUUGUGAUAAAAAUAUCACUGGUGAUUUAUUUCUCAGGCUAAUAGGAUGGGAUUUAAAGGAAUACGGAAUGACAUUAAGACAGGCAUUAGAACUUGAGGAUUACAUUAAGGAACUUUAUGAGUAA